CCUACCAGUGACACCCCCAUCUCCCCUCCCCUUCUGGGCCCACCGAGUCCUCCCCAGCAGGUCCCGAGGCAGGCCUGUGACGUGGUGGCCCUGCUCACAACAACAACACUGUAGCCAUGGCCAGUUUCAACGAGGACAGCCUGAAAAAGAAGCUAGAUGACCUGAACAUGUCCCAGCAAUCCAUCCAGACAGUAUCCCUUUGGCUGAUCCACCACAAGAAACACGCGCACACUGUGGUCAAUGUGUGGUACAGGGAGCUCAUUGCUGCCACAGACUCCCGGAAGCUCACAUUUAUGUACCUCGCCAAUGACGUGAUUCAGAACAGUAAGAAGAAAGGUCCGGAGUACAACAAGGAGUUUGGCAACAAGCUGGGCAAGGUGUUUGAGCAUCUUGGGGGAAUCCGCCUUGAUGAGAAGUCUGUGCACGGCCUCAACCGGCUUCUCACGGUCUGGGGUGAACGGAAUGUGUUUGACCAUGAAAAGGUUAAGCUCUUCACAAAAAACCUCAAUAAGGGAUUGAAAAUUAAGGAGGGCGGUGGCAAAAAGCGGCAACACGGCAGUAAACAUAAGAGAGAAUCCUCUAAAAAGCAGCGGAAGGAGAAUGUUGAGUCAACAGACUCAUCUCGCUUGAGGAGGGAGAGUGAGGGAGACCUGUCCCCCCAGACCACCCCGCCCCCUAGCGACCCCCCUGAGCCUGAGCAGCUGAUUGAAGCUUUGCAGGAACUUGAGAGUGCAGCUACCUCAGAUGCAGUUGUUCGUGAGAAAAUUGCAAGCCUUCCAGAUGAAGUGUCUGAUGUGACCCUCCUCAGUAAGCUUCAAGACCUGAAUGCAGCUCGUGCCCUUAGCAAGAAGGUGGAGGAUGCCAUGGCAAUGUUAGAAACGUACAACAAGAGGCUGUCAGAGGAGAUGGAGGCUCGCAAAAUGGUAGCGAGGAUGUUGCAUGACUACAUAACUUAUCAGAAGGACCUCCUUGCCCAGGCAGAAGAGACCCUAGAGGAGCAUCGGCAGAAACACAUCAAAGUCAAAAAGGUGCGGGACGAGCUGAAGGCACACCUACAAAACCUCCCGGACAUCUCAAAGCUUCCCAGCAUCCGCACAGGCAGCCUGGCGCCGCUGCCCUCUGCCGGCGACCUCUUCACGUGACUCUCUCCCGCCUGGUGCUCCAGUAACAGACUCAUAAUGCUGUGAAUAUUGUGAUAAUCAACGUUGAGAUCCACCAGCACCAGAGAGAGAAAGCUACACCACCAUCAUGAGUGUUUGGCAUGUUUGCUCCUAACGGUGAUCUUGAGUGUGUAUUUAUCUUAUUCUUUAAAGCUUGGUGACCAUGACUUUGUUUUAUGGAAUUUUUUGCAUUGUACAUCUAACUGUUUCCUUUUUCAUGUAUCAUGAUGAAAGGUGCAGAGUUCUAAAGGUUUGAGUCACUCAGAUCUUAUUAAGAAAUGAAAGGAUCUUUCCUUUCAGGAUUAUUACUGUUUCCUCUGUAUUUUCAUUGAGCUGCUGUCUGGAAAUGUAUUAAUUGUUUAUAGUUAGUAGUUACUCAGUUAGGCCAGACUAUCUGGGACAUCUCCCUUAUUAACUGGUUUAUCUAUAAAUCCAUGUAGUGCACUAGGAAAAGCUGUGUAUUUGUUGUCCCUGAUCAUUAGUGCACUCACCUCAAGUAGCUCUUGAAAAUAAGGGCCCUUUGCUCAUAGAGGAUAAGGUGAAAAACAAGUAUUCAGUUUAUGCUCUUAAUGAAGAUAACCUAAGUGAUUGACCAGUCAAGCUUCACCCUUCUUUAAGGCUUGUCCCUGUAAAGAGUAUAUUUCUACUCUUUAAACAGUAUAUUUUUUUUCUUUUUUUUUUUUAACUAGUCAAGUGUAACCCAGGUUUGUCUCUCAUAACUGAAAUCUUGAUGUACAUAACUCCCUCAUCUUAGUACCAUGUUAUUCACUAAAAAGGUUUCACCCACAACAGUGCUGCAACAAUGAACAGAAGAAAUAUCCUUUGGUGCUCUGAACUUUUUUAAUUACUUGUCACCCUCUUGAUAAGUCUACACUUCCAGUGAACCUCUUCAUAUUAAAAAAUGAUAUAUCACUGGGUACUCUUAUUUAAAAGUUUGCAGAUAACAUUCAAGUAUUUUAUAACCAUUGUUUGAUAGGAUGAGGAGGGAAGCAGAGUGGGAAGCCUAGUGGUGCCAGCUUUAGUUAAGAUUUUAGACCAUCAGCUUCUUGAGUAUAAUGCAAGAACACAAACUGAUGAGGUUGUAGUUAUUUCACUAUCAGUAACUCAUUUCUCACAUCAUAUUCAUCAAAUUCAUUUCUUGCAAGGUUCAGAAUAGGAAGGAAGGUGUAGAGGUUAUAAUGUAGUAUCAGACAUGUUAAAUGGGCACUACCAUUGUUGUGCUUACCAUCCUGCCCUCAUCUCCUUUACUCUUCAUCAGUCCUCACCAUUGUGCCGCCAUUCUUCCAUUCACCAAGCCUCAUCCUUCCACUGACUCCUCAACUCAUGUUUCUUCCUAGCUGAUGCAUUGAGAGUGGCUAAGCAAAGUUCAUGUGUGGAAUAUUUUUCUGUUUAUAGUAUUGCAGACGUUCCUAUCAGGCAAAGGGUAUCUGAUGUAGAUCAACCAGUGCAAUGAAAAAGACAUUCAAAAAAAUUACUUUUAAUCUAAGAUACUUAAAAAUGUUUGUUUUAAAUUGUGAUGUAUAAGGACAAAAUAUCUUUGAGACCCUUCCAUGCUUUUUAUGGAAGCAUCUUACUUGUAUGUGUAGCAUUGCAAUUGUUUUAUUUUAGUUACUAUAAUUGACAUGUAUAUAGAGAUGGAUAAAUUCACUUAUUGAAAAGGGAUAAUUGUGUCUAAAGAUAAGUGAGAUUAUUGGAACAUUUUACUUGGAAUUAUUCUGUGUGUGCAAAACUGGAUUGUGUAAAGUCAUUUACACCAUUGUUAUUCAGGAAAAGUUAAGCAGCGCCUUCCUUUUCCUCAGGGGGCGGCCACCCAAUGCAUGUCUUCCUAUGGCACUUAGGAGUCAUUACUAACUAGAGAGUGGGGGUUGUAGGGUGAGCCAUAAUUAUUUUUAAGACUGUUCAGCAGCUUGACACCCCCUAGAAAUGCACUGCACUAACCUGGCCAGCUUUUUGAAAGAUGAUACUGACGAGGGAAAAAAAUGCCUGAGGUGUUUUUAAACUUAUACUCUCCCCACCAUGAAUGUGUAUAGCAUAAGGGUAAGUAGACCCUUAACAGGUGUGCUAAAAAUGAAGCUACACAUGAAUUACUUCCUCACAACGUAGCUUCAUGAUUACCUUUCUUUGCUAGAUACAGAUGGAAGUGGUGUUCACUCAUUUACUAUAUUAACUUGGUUUUAAGUUCUGCCAGAGAUAAUUAAUUUAAUUGUAGCAGUUAUCUGACAGAUUCAUAGACUCAGACCUUAGGAAGUUAAUUAUAAUAAUUACUAUUUACAUACUGCCUUGUUAUAGUCUGAAUCUUGAAUGAGACAAAAGCAGGGCACAUGAAAGGAUUUUGGUGACUGAGUUUAUCUCUGUUACUUAGACGCCAAGCUUUAAGUUCCCCUCCUCAGUACUGUAUGUGAACAUUAGGCAGAGGACUGCUUCCCUCGCCUGCCCUCACUCCUACUCAAGCAUCUAAUAAGUAUUACAGUCUCAGCACAUUGAGUUGUGAGCAGCAGAUGACUUAAGGUCAAUCAAUACUGUGUUACUUGAGUAUAUAAGAUUGUGUGCAGUGUGUUGUUUGGUGUGCAAGUUCAUGCAUUGCCUUAUUCUGCAUGAGUAUCAAUGUGUAUACUAUACAUGUAUUAAACUAGUGAAACAUUAGAA
Molecule: messenger RNA, 3806 nt
Organism: Scylla paramamosain (green mud crab)
Lineage: Eukaryota; Metazoa; Arthropoda; Malacostraca; Decapoda; Portunidae
Product: regulation of nuclear pre-mRNA domain-containing protein 1B-like
Exons: 7
Coding region: 117-1142 (341 amino acids)
Biological process (GO): mRNA 3'-end processing
Molecular function (GO): RNA polymerase II complex binding
Source: RefSeq, a predicted model, not a curated record